GGCUGCUGUAGGCGUGCCCGCUGAUUGCGUUUGAGCAGCGUGGAGUGAAGGAGCAGUACCUGAUUCAUUCUGCGGAAACAGCGGCUUCUAGCUUCGUCAGAAUGGACUCCUCCUUGAAUGCAGCUCAAAUUCGUGAGAAGUUCAUUGACUUCUUCCGUCGCUAUGAGCACCAGUAUGUUCACUCUUCAUCCACCAUCCCCCUGGAUGACCCCACGCUGCUUUUUGCCAAUGCCGGCAUGAACCAGUUCAAGCCCAUCUUCCUCAACACCAUCGAUCCGUCACAUCCCAUGGCCAGGCUGCAUCGUGCUGCCAACACCCAAAAGUGUAUCCGUGCAGGAGGCAAACACAAUGACCUGGACGAUGUGGGCAAAGAUGUCUACCACCACACCUUCUUUGAGAUGCUGGGCUCCUGGUCCUUUGGGGACUACUUUAAGGAACUGGCCUGUAAGAUGGCUUUGGAGCUGCUGACUCAGGAGUUUGGUAUUCCUUUAGACCGCCUCUAUGUCACCUACUUUGGAGGUAAUGAGGCUGCAGGCCUGGACCCCGACCUGGAGUGCAAACAGAUCUGGAUUGACUUGGGUGUGGAAGAGGCUCGCAUCCUGCCGGGCAGUAUGAAGGAUAACUUCUGGGAGAUGGGAGACACCGGGCCCUGCGGCCCCUGCAGUGAGAUCCACUACGAUCGUAUCGGAGGGAGAGACGCCUCUCACCUGGUGAACAUGGAUGAUCCCAACGUGCUGGAGAUCUGGAACCUGGUGUUCAUCCAGUUCAACAGAGAGUCAGAGACUGAGCUGAAGCCGCUGCCUAAGAAGAGCAUUGACACAGGGAUGGGUUUGGAGCGCCUUGUGUCUGUACUACAGAACAAGAUGUCCAACUAUGACACUGACCUCUUCAUCCCGUACUUUGAAGCCAUUCAGAAGGGUACGGGUGCUCGGCCUUACACGGGGAAAGUAGGUGCUGAGGACACUGAUGGUAUCGACAUGGCUUACCGUGUGCUCGCUGACCACGCCCGCACCAUCACCAUUGCCUUAUCAGAUGGUGGCCGGCCUGACAACACGGGAAGAGGCUAUGUGUUGAGGAGGAUCCUGCGGCGUGCAGUCAGAUAUUCUCACGAGAAGCUGGGUGCUCAGAGAGGCUUCUUCGCCUCCCUGGUGGAUGUAGUGGUCAAAUCCCUGGGUGAAGCUUUCCCGGAGUUGAAGAAAGACCCAGAAAUGGUGAAAGACAUUAUUAAUGAGGAGGAGGAGCAGUUCCUCAAAACUCUCAGCAGAGGGCGCCGCAUCCUGGACAGGAAGAUUAUGAGUCUGGGUGACAGCAAGACGAUCCCAGGCGACACAGCUUGGCUACUGUAUGACACAUAUGGUUUCCCUCUGGAUCUCACCUCCCUUAUCGCUGAGGAGAAAGGCAUGCAAGUUGACCUGGCUGGCUUCGAGGAGGAGAAGAAGGCGGCACAGUUAAAGUCCCAGGGUAAGGGCGCAGGGGACGAGGACCACAUCAUGUUGGACAUCUAUGCCAUCGAAGAGCUGAGAAACAAGCAGAUACCCGCCACAGAUGACUCUCCCAAAUACAAUUACACCUCAGAUGAAAAUGGCAACUACGAGUUCCAGCAGGCCUCAGCUACAGUGCUUGCCCUGCGUCGCGACCGCGCCUUCUGCGACGAGGUGACCACGGGUCAGGAGUGCGGCGUGCUGCUGGACCAGACGUCCUUCUACGCAGAGCAGGGCGGACAGACGUUCGAUGAGGGCUACAUGCUCAGAGAGGACGACAGCUCAGAGGAUCGCAUGGAGUUCACGGUGAAGAACACGCAGGUUCGAGGAGGUUACGUUCUCCAUGUGGGAACCGUCUAUGGCACGCUGAAAGUUGGCGAUCGUGUGACCUUACAAGUAGACGAGGCUCGACGUAGACCCAUCAUGAGCAACCAUACCGCCACACACAUCUUAAACUUUGCCCUGCGUGGGGUGCUGGGGGAGGCAGACCAGAGGGGCUCCCUGGUCGCCCCCGAUCGCCUGCGCUUUGACUUCACUGCUAAAGGUGCCCUCAGCACAAGUGAGAUUCGCCAGACUGAGGAGAUCGCUUGUACUUUGAUACAAGAUGCUAAGCCCGUGUAUGCGAUGGAAGCUCCCCUCGCAGAAGCCAAGGCGAUCCAGGGUCUGCGCGCCGUGUUCGAUGAGACGUACCCCGACCCGGUCCGAGUCGUUUCUAUUGGCAUUCCUGUUCCGGAUCUGCUGGCCGACCCCAACAGUGCUGCCGGUUCCCUCACCUCCAUCGAGUUUUGCGGUGGAACCCAUCUGCAGAACUCGGGUCACGCCGCACCGUUUGUCAUCGUCUCAGAGGAGGCCAUCGCUAAGGGCAUCCGCCGCAUCGUUGCUGUGACGGGAACAGAGGCCCAGAAGGCCCAAAGGAAAGCCGAUGCCCUGCGCCAGUCUCUGGCUGCACUCGGAGACAAGGUGAAGCAACAGACAAGCCCGAACAAGGACAUACAGAAAGAGAUCGCUGACAUGACUGAGUCGAUAGGCACCGCAGUGAUCUCUCAGUGGCAGAAGGACGAGAUGAGGGAAACCCUGAAGGGCCUGAAGAAGACUAUGGACGACCUGGACCGCAACUACAAGGCUGACAUCCAAAAGAGGGUCCUGGACAAGACGAAGGAGGUGAUCGAAAGCAACCCGAACCAACCGCUGCUCAUCAUGGAGAUGGAGACCGGAGCCUCAGCAAAGGCUCUGAAUGAGUCACUGAAGCUGCUCAAGUCACAGUCCCCUCAGACAGCCGCCAUGCUCUUCACUGUAGACCCCGACGCCUGCAAGAUCACCUGUUUGUGUCAAGUCCCACAGGACGUGGCCAACCGUGGCCUGAAGGCCAGCGAGUGGGUUCAGGAGCUGUGCCCCCUGCUGGAUGGCAAAGGAGGCGGUAAAGACAUGUCUGCACAGGCCACGGGCAGGAACACACAGUGCAUGCAGGAGGCGCUCCAGAUGGCCAACGAGUUUGCACGGCUCAAACUGGGAGAGAACUAAGAGGGAAGGAUUG
Archocentrus centrarchus (flier cichlid) is the source of this 3015-nucleotide messenger RNA. It is a transcript of the gene aars1, whose product is annotated as alanyl-tRNA synthetase 1. Gene Ontology annotation, biological process: alanyl-tRNA aminoacylation. NCBI's taxonomy places the organism in Eukaryota, Metazoa, Chordata, Actinopteri, Cichliformes, Cichlidae. Gene Ontology annotation, molecular function: alanine-tRNA ligase activity; ATP binding; nucleic acid binding. The coding region runs from base 102 to 3002 and encodes 966 amino acids. Gene Ontology annotation, cellular component: mitochondrion; cytoplasm. The record is from RefSeq and is a predicted model, not a curated record. The transcript is spliced from 20 exons.